This is a messenger RNA of Athalia rosae (coleseed sawfly), 852 nucleotides long. Its product is annotated as 26S proteasome non-ATPase regulatory subunit 9. NCBI's taxonomy places the organism in Eukaryota, Metazoa, Arthropoda, Insecta, Hymenoptera, Athaliidae. Gene Ontology annotation, cellular component: cytoplasm; nucleus. Bases 120 to 743 code for a protein of 207 amino acids. The record is from RefSeq and is a predicted model, not a curated record. The transcript is spliced from 4 exons. Gene Ontology annotation, biological process: proteasome regulatory particle assembly. Gene Ontology annotation, molecular function: protein binding.
CUCGGGGAUUUCCGAUGCACCGGAAAUGAUGCAGUCAGAUUAGGUUAGGGGUACAGACAAGAAUGGUUUGCAUUAUUGCCACAACAAGCAGCUAACCACAGUUUUCCGAAGUUACGAAAAUGGUUGCCGAUAUGGAGGCUGAGCGAGCAAAGCAGAGUUUACUAGAGCUUAUCAAACUCAGAGAUAAAGUGGAAUCAGACUUGCGAGCGUUUAAGGAAAUUCUCGAUUCUAGCCAUGUUGGCAUGAGCGAGCCACUAGUUGACUCCGAUGGAUUUCCACGCAACGAUAUUGAUGUCUACCAAGUCAGACACACACGACAUAAAAUUAUAUGUUUGCAAAACGAUCACAAAGCUUUGAUGAAACAAAUUGAGGCUGGGCUGCAUCAAGUGCAUUCCUUGGCUAGCAACAACACAGAAGAAAUCGCACAUAUUGCAAGCGGUACACAAGAAAUUAUACUUUCCGAACCCUUUUUGAAAGUCAACAUAGUGUCGAGUGGUUCACCGGCUGAAAUUGCAGGCAUACAGGAGGGAGAUUUGAUCAUGGAGUUUGGAUCCAUAGACUCUCGCAACUUUAAGUCUCUGAGAGAUAUAGGGGAGUUGGUUGAGCGAAGUAGACACAAGCCGGUAUUUGUAAAAGUGAAACGUGGAGUUACCGGCCAUGUUCUAACUCUGCUUCCUAAACCCUGGAGUGGAAAUGGUCUUCUCGGGUGUAACGUAGUAACUGUUGAGUCAGUCGAAAGAUAAAAAUUAUAAUUUAAGUUACCAAGUAAUCAUUAAAAAAAGCAGAGGUUAAACUUGUACAUCUCAUUUGCAUAAUAUACUUUGUCAUUAAAUGCUGUCCACCAUCUGUCAA